ACCGUCCGUGUACCUGUGCGUAUCCUCCCUCCCGUCGAGACGGCUCCGGAGAGUGCGACCGUUUCAACACCCAUCCGCUGCAAUCCUUCACCAAUAAGGGAGCAGCGCGAGUGGUAUGGUUGGUUGAUUCCGUCCGAACCAGGCUGCAGCUUGCAGUUCUUUUUGGACAGGAAGCCAGCAGGAUUCUCGAUCGGAGAACAUGUUUUCUUUCAGGUCCAGGUCAUCUUCCAAUGGCAACAAAGUCCCAGACUCAGGCUUCUUGGACGAAUCAGACAUGCAGAAACAAUUGAACAGACUGCAGGAGGAGCUGAGGAAGGAGAAAGAGGAGAAGGCGCGUGCCCUAGAUGAGAUCGAAGAGCUCAGGAAGACGAACACGAAUAGGAACAAAAAGUUGAAAAGCAAUGGGGCCGAAGGGCAGGUGGACCUUGCAGACAGAUUACAGCAGUUGGAAGGUGAACUGGAGGCUGCAAGAGAUUCAGAGAAGAAGAUGCUGCUGUCAUUGGAGGCCCAAACAAAGCAGCUUGAGCAGACCAAGGUAUCUCUGGAGGAGGCCAAGCUUGAGAUAGCUUCACUAAGAGACAGCACCAAAAGCUCAGAAGCCUUUAAUCCCGGUAGGCAACCAGUGAAGAAUUUGAGGAGAAGGGGCGUGAUGUCCUUCUCCUUUGCUGAUCCAGGUGAAGUGGAGACAUGGUCACUACACCGAGAGCUCAAGCUCGCUGUGGAAUCCGAGGAGAAGUGCAAGAAGGCCAUGGAUGACCUGGCCAUAGCCUUGAAAGAGCAAAGCACAGAGGCCAGAGAGGCAAAAGGGAAGCUUCUGUUGGCGCAAUCUGAGUUGAAUAAUGCAAGGACUGAAGUGGAGAGCUUGAAAGCCUCGUUAGAAACUGCAGCAGACAAGCUCCAGUUGGCACUGGAAGAGGCAGGGCGACUAAAGGUUGAGUCAGAUGAAUUGGCAGCAGCAUCAAAAGAGAAAGAGAGGGGACUCGUUGAUUGCAUCAAGAUGUUUGAGGGGGAGCUAAGUAAAGGAAAGCAAGAGAAUGAGAAGUUGAUUGAAUCACAGAGGGUGAUCAGAGAUGAGAAUUCUAGGCUGAGGGAAAUGCUGAAGCAUGCGGUGGGUGAAGCUAAUGUAGCAAGGGAAUCAUUGGAGAUUGCCAGGGUGGAGAACUCUCGCCUUAAUGAACAGAUGUUCGAGAAAGAGAGUGCCUUACAGAGUAUCAAGCAAGAAUAUGAAUCCCUUAAGAUCAGUGAGGCAGCAGCACAGAGUAGUAUUAAAGAGUUGAAGGAUAUGAUUGAUGCUAUGUUCAGUUCAGAAUCGACCAAAACCUCAGCAGAAGCAUCUCCUCGGGAUGCCAAGCGAGGUGAGAUGAAAGAAAGUUCAGUGGCAGCAGAUGAUGUGUAUUUUGAUGUCCAAAGAUCUACUCGGCUGGAGGAGAUCAAGAAUCCUGGAAAACAGAAAAAGAAGACAAUUGUCAGAAAGUUUAGCGAAAUAAUGAAGAAAAGCAACUCUCAAAAGGCAAUCUAGUAUUUAUGAAAGCAGUAUAGGUUCCAUUUUCUUUGUUCACAGCCCUUGAGCACAUGACAUAUGGAAUGCCAAAGAUUUCACUCCAAGGGAUGCAAAGCUAUUUGCGGUGACCUCUUGUUUUACUUUGUGUCACGGAUUUAAUGUACAGAGAAUAGAAAAUGAAAAGUGGAAUAGCUUGCGAUAGUCCUUUGUA
Messenger RNA from Panicum hallii, 1712 nucleotides. RefSeq names its product WEB family protein At4g27595, chloroplastic-like. The coding region runs from base 200 to 1519 and encodes 439 amino acids. The transcript is spliced from 3 exons. NCBI's taxonomy places the organism in Eukaryota, Viridiplantae, Streptophyta, Magnoliopsida, Poales, Poaceae. The record is from RefSeq and is a predicted model, not a curated record.